AUGGCAUUGAUGCCUUCUUCUAUCACCCUCUUCCUCAUCCUCCUUCCCUGCAACUUACUACCAUGUUCAAGUGCACGAACAUGGAUCAAAGCUGGUUACUGGUAUGCCGGCAACAGAUUCCCCAUUUCUGACAUAAACUCAGCUCCCUUCACUCACCUCAUGUGUGCUGCCGCAGACCUCAACUCUUCCACUUUCCAGCUUUCCAUCCCUUCUGAAUACGAUAAGUUUUUUUCUGCUUUCACCAACACUGUCAAACGAAAGAAUCCACAUGUUGUCACACUUUUAUCAAUAGGUGGUGGAUCAACCAAUGUCCCAAUUUUCUCCUCAAUGAUGAACAAAUCUUCUUAUAGGAAAUCUUUCAUCGACUCCUCAAUAACAACAGCUAGAUCUUAUGGAUUUCAUGGCCUCGACUAUAUUUCUUUGGAUUCAGCAACUACCGAGUCUGAAAUGUCCAACUUGGACACCCUACUCCAGGAAUGGCGGACUGCCAUUGAAGCUGAGUCAAGAAACUCAAAUGAUUCAAAGCUUAUUUUAACAAUGGUGGUUUGUUUCUCUCCAUAUCUUGGGACUGCAACAUUUCCAAUUGAGUCUAUGAGGAACAACUUGGACUGGGUAUAUCUUACGGCUUUUGACUAUCACACACCACUUACGUCUAAUUUCACAGCGGCUACUGCAGCUUUAUAUGAACAGCAAAGCAAACUAAGUACAGAUUAUGGUGUUAAUGCAUGGAUCAAUGGAGGAUUUCCAAGCACAAAGCUUGUUUUGGGGUUGCCUUUCUAUGGCUAUGCAUGGACUCUUGUGAACCUUGAUGACAAUGGAAUUGGUGCACCAGCAUGGGGGCCUGCGCGUCAUUUUUCCAUGGAUGGAUACAUGACUUAUAAUGACAUCAAGGGGUUAAUACAGGGCAAUAUGUAUGGAGCUGUUUCCAGGUACAAUGCAACUUAUGUGGUGAACUACUGCAGCCUUGGACCAACUUGGAUUAGUUUUGAUGAUGUUGAGGUAAUAAAAGUCAAGGUUGCAUAUGCAAGAGAAAAUAAUUUACUUGGUUAUUUUGCCUGGGAAGUCUCCCAAGAUGAUAAUUGGUUGCUUUCUCAAACAGCAGCACAAGAAGGAGAGAAACAUCAUCAGAACAAGAGGCACAUGUUGCUAAUCUUAGGUCCAACAAUAGCCCUAGCCAUUCUUGUACUAGUUUCUGCAACAUGGUAUCUCCGAGAGAAAGUACACAGAGGAUUGAUGGACAAAGGAAGAGAAUUGCAAUUUAAACAAGAGACUAGUAUGCUGUCUAUUGGAAAUACUGACAAUGAUCCCAAUUUGCUCAUGUUUCAUUUCAAUGAUAUUGUUGUGGCUACCAAUAAUUUUUCAUUUGAAAAUAAGCUCGGAGAAGGUGGAUAUGGACCAGUUUACAAGGCAAGAUUUGUCUCUGUUUUGCAGGGUAAAUUAAAGAAUGGACAAAAAAUAGCAGUAAAGAGACUUUCUAAGGGUUCUAAACAAGGAUAUGAAGAGUUUAAGAAUGAGGUCGUGCUCACUGCAAAGUUACAACAUGUGAAUCUUGUCAGGGUUCUUGGAUUUUGUGUUGACAGAGAAGAACAAAUACUGAUCUACGAGUAUAUGCCAAACAAAAGCUUGGACUGCUACAUCUAUGAUUCAAUUAAAGGAUUGAUCUUAGAUUGGAAGAAACGAGUUCAAAUUAUUGAAGGGAUUGUUCAAGGGCUCUUGUAUCUCCAAGAAUAUUCAAGAUUCACUGUAAUCCAUCGAGAUUUGAAAACGAGCAACAUCUUAUUAGACAAUGAGAUGAAAGCAAAGAUUUCAGAUUUUGGAAUGGCUAGAAUCUUCCCAAAAGAUGAGCUUGAAGCAAACACUAGCAAAAUUGUUGGAACAUAUGGAUAUAUCUCUCCUGAAUAUAUACGAUAUGGCACGUAUUCUACAAAAUCUGAUGUAUAUAGCUUUGGAGUUUUACUUCUCCAAAUCAUAAGUGGAAAGCCAAAUAAUUGUUUUCAUGGCCAGCAAGAAAACUUGAACCUUCUUGAAUAUGCAUAUGAGCUGUGGAAAGAAAGCAAAUACGAGCAGUUCACUGAUUCAUCACUAGAUGACACAAAUUGUCCCUGCAAAUUGAUGAGAUGCAUGCAAGUAGCCUUGUUAUGUGUCCAAAAAAAUCCAAGCGAUAGGCCCUCCAUGUUGGAAGUGUCUUCAAUGCUUAGAGAUGAAACCGUAGCAAUGAAUUCUCCUAAAAGGCCUGCUUUUUCUGUGAGAGGAGAUGAAGAUGGGGUGCAACUGUCCCCAUCACAACAACAAAUUUGGUCAGUUGAUGAUGCUACUAUUACUCAAAUGGUGGCUCGAUAGAGACGUUCUCUCCUUUUUGUUAGAUACUAUAAAAUUUUUAAUAAAAUUGUAAAUGAUAUGUAAA
Molecule: messenger RNA, 2404 nt
Organism: Diospyros lotus (date-plum)
Lineage: Eukaryota; Viridiplantae; Streptophyta; Magnoliopsida; Ericales; Ebenaceae
Product: G-type lectin S-receptor-like serine/threonine-protein kinase At1g11330
Exons: 7
Coding region: 1-2340 (779 amino acids)
Biological process (GO): protein phosphorylation; carbohydrate metabolic process
Molecular function (GO): protein kinase activity; ATP binding; chitin binding
Source: RefSeq, a predicted model, not a curated record